Kwoniella botswanensis is the source of this 2157-nucleotide messenger RNA. RefSeq lists its product as uncharacterized. The transcript is spliced from 9 exons. Gene Ontology annotation, cellular component: cytoplasmic dynein complex. NCBI's taxonomy places the organism in Eukaryota, Fungi, Basidiomycota, Tremellomycetes, Tremellales, Cryptococcaceae. The record is from RefSeq and is a predicted model, not a curated record. Gene Ontology annotation, molecular function: dynein heavy chain binding; dynein light chain binding. The coding region runs from base 1 to 2157 and encodes 718 amino acids. Gene Ontology annotation, biological process: transport along microtubule.
AUGUCCGAGCGGAUGAAGAGAGAGCUCGAAGAGAAACGAGCAAGAGUAGCUGAGCUGCGAAGAGCGAGAGAGGAAAGGAAAGCUCAAUUGGCUCAAGCUAGUUCUCAAGGGAAUGUAGAGCCACUCACAACUUCUCGAAAAGAUGUGAACGACCUAGUCGACUCCUUACUCGCCAGACCCUCGACUCCCAUUACAGCACCCAGACAGUCUUCAUAUGUCUCUGCUUCGUCCCAAGCAACUCCAAGUAGGAGAACUACUCGAGCCACCCCCGAGGAAAGUCUGCCAGGUACGCCAGGAGGAAGAGCGAGUAGGUUGAGUAAUGAAGGAAGUAUAGGCAGAGCUAGUGUGACAGGUGCUAUCACAUCGAGCCAAGGGGUGGUAGAUCUUGACAUGAUGGGAUCACCUUACCCAGCUGUAGCGGUAGAUAUGGUUGACAUGCAGCAGGAGUUAUAUGAAUUACCAUCGAAAGUAGUCAAGCCAGUAACAUAUUCCAAAGCUAUCCAAACAUCAGUGACCAUAUCCACCUCCACAUCCGAUUUAGAAUCAGAGGACGAAUCAGGGGAUGAGAGCGGUACGACCCGUCGGCGAAGGAGGAGAGCAGACGGUGAAAGUGGUAGAGAGACGGAAGAAGAGAUGCGAAAGAGGAUAUUGCAAGAGCUGGAAGAGGAAAGAAAGGCCUUGGAGAGGGAAUUAAAGGGGUUGAAAGAAAAGGGAGAAGAGAUGAAAUUGAAUGCUCUAUCGGACGAGCAAAGACAAGCUAUCUUCGCAGCUCCGGAUUUCAGCGCUUUCAUAGAAGAAUCUACCAAGAUUGUUCAGAGAGCUUUGAGUGAUGGUUAUGACUAUAUCAGGGAUUACACAAUCGGCAUAGAAGGUGCAUUUGACGAGUCCGAAGGCAAGAAAGUGGAAUUGUUUUGUGCUUUCUCAGAUGACAGAUGGACAAAGGGUAGAUCAGUAACGGAUCUAGAUUGGUCGCCCAAAUUCCCCGAAUUAGUGGCUGCGUCAUAUAACAAAAAUCCUACCGCUGUCAAUGAUCCGGAUGGUAUAGUAGCAGUAUGGAAUUUGCAUUUAUUGGAACGACCUGAAUUUGUCUUCCACUCUCCUUCUGAUGUACUUUCCGUCACUUUCUCCCCAUAUCACCCUACUCUCAUAUUCGGCGGUUCAUACUCCGGUCAAGUGUUACUAUGGGAUACAAGAGCCAAGCACCUGCCAGUACUGAAAACUCCCUUAUCAUCGAGUGGACAUACAUAUCCGAUAUACGGAAUGAAGAUGGUCGGUACUCAGAAUGCCAACAAUUUGAUAUCGACGAGUACGGACGGUUUAGUAUGUAGUUGGUUGAGUGAUAUGCUGGCUCAGCCGCAGGAAACACUCCCACUUACUGUUCCAUCACAUAACAAGACCGAUGAAGUGUCAAUAACAUGCCUUGAUUUCCCCGAUAACGAAACAUCUACAUUCUGGAUAGGUACAGAGGAAGGAUCGAUCUAUCAGGCCAAUCGAUAUGAUCGGGCUUCAUCAAAGGCAGGACUCAAUACCGAUGACGUCUAUCGUGGACAUGCCGCUCCAAUCACCGGAAUCGAUUUCCACCCCAGUUCAGGAUCGAUCGAUUUCUCAGAUCUGUUUUUAUCUUCUUCGGUGGACUGGACAGUCAAAUUAUGGAGAACCAAAGGUUCUUCUUCUACUUCUUCAACAACCAAUACGACAACAAGUAAAAACACGAAAGGAGAUAGGGGUUUGGGUUUGGGAAUUGGAUCGUUACAUUCAUUCGAAGAAGCUGAUGAUUAUGUGUUCGACGUUAAAUGGCAUCCUAAUCAUCCAGCAAUAUUCGGUACGGUCGAUGGAAAUGGGAAAUUCGAUUUAUGGAACUUGAAUCAAGAUGUUGAAGUUCCAAUGGUCUCCACGAAAGUUUCGAACGAGGCCAUCAAUAAAUUAUCAUUUGAUAAAUCCCCUCUAUUGUCGAAGAAGGUGGGAUUAGGUUCAUCAAAUGGGAAGUUAUAUAUAUAUGACAUAUCAGAGAAAUUAGUUCAGCCUAGAGAUAGCGAAUGGGUAGAAUUACAAAAGACCAUCCAGAGGUUGAUGGCUUCAAGGGAAGGUAGGGAUAGUAAUAGUACUUUGAAUAAUAAUCAUUUUGAUUUGACUGAUCAGACGAGGAGAUAUAGAUAG